Ostreococcus lucimarinus CCE9901 is the source of this 561-nucleotide messenger RNA. RefSeq lists its product with no specific name. The record is from RefSeq and is a predicted model, not a curated record. Gene Ontology annotation, cellular component: cytoplasm. Gene Ontology annotation, biological process: nucleoside triphosphate catabolic process. The transcript has a single exon. Bases 1 to 561 code for a protein of 186 amino acids. Lineage: Eukaryota; Viridiplantae; Chlorophyta; Mamiellophyceae; Mamiellales; Bathycoccaceae. Gene Ontology annotation, molecular function: nucleoside triphosphate diphosphatase activity.
AUGGACGUCACGUUCGUCACCUCGAACGCGCGCAAGCUCGCGGAGGCGCGCGCGAUCCUCGGCGCGACGCCCGCGUUGACGCUGACGUCGCGCGCGCUCGACCUGCCCGAGCUCCAGGGCGAACCCGAGGACGUGGCGCGCGCCAAGGCGCGGCGCGCCGCGAGCGUCGUCAACGGUCCGGCGCUCGUCGAGGACACGUCGCUGUGCUACGACGCCCUCGGCGGGCUCCCGGGGGUGUACGUGAAGUGGUUCCUGGAGAAGACGGGACCGGAGGGACUCGUCGACGCGCUCGCGGCGUACGACGACAAGAGCGCCGAGGCGCUGUGCGUGCUCGCGUACGCGACGGGACCGACGGACGAAGCGCCGCGAACGUUCGUGGGGCGAACGCGAGGGCGAAUCGUGCGCCCGAGAGGGUCGAGAGAUUUCGGAUGGGACUGCGUGUUCGAGCCGGAGGGACGCGCGGAGACGUACGCGGAGAUGGACGCGGCGACGAAGAAUUCCAUCUCGCACAGGUAUCGCGCGUUCGAGCUGUUUCGAGCGCACGUCGCGAACACGGCGUGA